This is a messenger RNA of Torulaspora globosa, 1047 nucleotides long. It is a transcript of the gene DSE3, whose product is annotated as Dse3p. The record is from RefSeq and is a predicted model, not a curated record. Bases 1 to 1047 code for a protein of 348 amino acids. NCBI's taxonomy places the organism in Eukaryota, Fungi, Ascomycota, Saccharomycetes, Saccharomycetales, Saccharomycetaceae. The transcript has a single exon.
AUGCCUAGAAAAUUCUUGGGUCAAAAAAUUGAGCGAGACAUUGAUUGCUUGCGUCCUUCCUCUGUGACAUUGACUGCCGACGACUUGCGAAGCAUACCUCCGUUUCCGGCUGAUCCCGAUGAAGAAGGAGAGAACAGGCCCACGGGCAAGAUUUCGAGGAAAUUUGGUGGAACGAUAAGGUUGAAGAAGAGGCUUCAGUCCGUGCCUGAACUAUUCUUGCAUGAUUUGAAGAAGAAACCGACGAGAUCGAGGACCGAGCAGAGGACUACUUCGAAAGGAAUCAAGCCUUCAAGAGAUUUUCUCCCCACGGUAAAAGAAGAUGAUUCGCGCUUCACCGUUGGCGCGCUCGACAAGGUCUUUGUUUCGGAGCCUAUUGUUAUGCCUGUCAUGGUCGGGUCCGACAGACAUCCUUUGACCCAGCAUGCUAAUAAAUCCGCAAGUGGUAGCGAGUUGCUCUUUGACGAAAUCAUUUCAGCAUACUGUGGUGGGUGCAGGGUCCCCAAACUGCUGGACACGGAGAUCGAUCGCGUACUGGCGCAUUUGAGUCACAAUCAGGUAGGGAAGAAGCGUGCCGGAACCGCAUUACCCAAAAUAUACGAUGCUGAGAGCUUGCAGCCUAUAUCGCGUGUUCCUGACCCUGAGUCGCCUGUCAUGGUGGAAAAAAUCUCGAGUCCCGAAUACACCGGCAGUUCGUCAGAUCAUUGGAGCUCUGGAGACGAGUUCUCGGAGAUUUCCGGCUUAGACGGUGACAACUAUGUCACUGCCAUAAACUCUCUACGAUCCACCAACUGCUCAUCAUCCUCAGUAGACGCCCUAAGCACAAAGCACCAAAUACAGCCCGUCAAGCUAUGGAGAAGCCGAAUAACGCCCGGGAAGCUAUUUUUGCAAGAUAACAAGUCGCUGCUUAGCGAAGCAAUGCAUGACGACCAAGACAUUCAAGAUCCCAGGAUAUCGGGACCCUCCGCCAUGCAAUUGCUGUGCGACAAGAUCGAGUCCGUAGAUAUAGCGAGCUCUAGCAGCAGCCUCUACAGCGAACACAGGACGUGA